ACCCCACAGCUCAGCAUUUCCCUCACCGACACAGGGACUGGGACCCACUCUGCCCUGUGAGAGGCACACAUGGUGCUCCUGCUGCUGCUGCCCCUGCUGUGGGGGGGGUCCGUGCAGGAGAAGACAGGCUAUGAGCUCCAAAUGCAGGAAUUGGUGACAGUCCAGGAUGGUCUGUGUGUCCACGUGCCCUGCUUCUUCUCCUACCCGUGGAGUUCAUGGUCUUCCUCUAGUGAACUCUACACCUACUGGUACCGGAGGUGGGACAACACAGGUUAUACUGAUCUUGUGGCCACAAACAACCGAAAUAAAGCAGUGAAGCGGGAGACCCAGGGCCGAUUCCUCCUCGCAGCCCCCAGGACCAACAACUGUUCCCUGAGCAUCAGAGACGCCAGGAAGAGUGAUGCAGGAACCUAUGUCUUCCGAGUGGAGAGAGGAUAUAAUGUGAAAUAUACUUACCAAGAUAAGAUGUUGACUUUGCAUGUGACAGAACUGACACAGAAGCCAGACAUCCUCAUUCAGGAGCCUCUGCAGUCUGGCCGCCCCACACAGCUGACCUGCAUCGUUCCAGGGGCCUGUGAAGGGGGAAGAUCUCUCACCUUCUCCUGGGCAGGAGCUGCUGUUUACUCUCUGAACCCCCAGAACCUCCACUCCUCAGUGCUCACCUUCACCCCGAAGCCCCAGGACCAUGGGACCAACCUCACCUGUCAGGUGAAAUUGCAAAGAUCAAGGGUGACUACAGAGAGAACCAUCUGGCUUAAUGUCUUCUAUGCCCCCAGGAAGCUCACCAUUGAUGGAUUGUACAGAAAUAUCACAGCCCUCAAGAUUCUGCAAAGCACUUCAUCCCUUCCCAUCUUGGAGGGUGAGGCUCUGCAGCUGCUCUGUGUGGCUGACAGCAACCCCCCUGCACAGCUGAGCUGGUUCAAGGGGUCCUCAGCCACGAACGCCACCCCCAUCUCCAGCACCUCCAUCCUGGAGCUUCCUCGAGUGGGGACUGGGGAAGAAGGAGAGUUUACCUGCCAGGCUCAGCACUCCCUGGACUCCAAAAAUAUCUCUUUCAGCCUCUUAGUGGUCUACCCCCCACAGCUGCUGGGACCCUCCUGCUCCUGGGAGGACAAGGGUCUGCACUGCAGCUGCUCCUCCCGGGCCAAGCCAACACCCUUGCUGGGCUGGCGGCUGGGGGAGAGGCUGCUGGAGGAGAACCUCAGCAACACCUCCUACAGAGUCACCUCCAGCUCCGCGGGGCCCUGGGCCAACAGCUCCUUGAUCCUCCCUGCGGGGCUCAGGGCUGGCCUCAGACUUACCUGUGAGGUGCAGAAUGUCCAUGGGGCCCAGAGCGCCAGUGUCCUGCUACUGCCAGGGCAGUCGGCAUCGGCUUCCAGAGUGGUUCCUGCGGCUCUUGGAGGUGCUGGUGCCAUGGCUCUCCUGUCCCUAUGUCUGUGCCUCAUCUCCUUUUGCAUAGUGAAAUUGCGCAGGAAGCAAACAGGCAGGAGACGAAAGAUCACGAAUGAUGAAGACCCUGUCAUGGGCACAGUCCCUUGGGGUUCACAGCAAAAGUCCCAGCCAGACAGGCCCCCAGACCAAGCAUUGCCUGCCAGGGAUAUCCCUCCAACAGGGGAACAGCAGGAGCUCCACUACGCCAACAUCGGCUUUCACGGGUUGAAGCCAUGGGAUCCCCGGGACCAAGAGGCCACCAGCACCUCCGAGUACUCAGAGAUCAAGAGGACAAGCCAAUGAGGACUCGCUCAGACCUUGGUCCUGGCUGGAGGCAUCACAGCCUCUCUGGGGGAAAGAAGUCGGGGACUAGCUGGUGAAGCAUGAGGAGACCUUGUGCAACAUUAACAUUAACCACUGUAAGAGCAUCUGCAGGCAGAGAAGAAAGAAGAAAGGUGACAAGAUUGGAGAGACAGGGGCUGACGCACAGGCUUUGGCACUUCCUUUGGCAUUGUCUUCCGGCGAUUCACUUCCUUUUUCUGUUUCUGUUUUCCAUUCUGUACAGCAGAGAUCCCACAUUCUACUCAAAGGUGGCUGUGAGCAUUAAAGAAAUUAAUGGAAAUUAAUUGAUGGAAAUUAACACAUGGAAAUCAACCAACAGAGGCCUUUAAUGCUCAGCUCUCCCAUUGGGUUCCACCAUCCACUGGAGUUGGGUCUGAAUUUCUUAAGACCACUUGGGUGGUGUAAAGAAAAUCUAAAAUUAUCCUUUCCCAGAGUGUUCACUGGUUUCCAUUGGAGGAUGGAUCUCCCCAAGUCACCAGGACCAGUUCUGACUGUGGUGGUGUCCUGGGUGACCUUCCUCUUGACUUAAACAGCAUCUGCAAGGUGAUCACUUUAGAGUCACAUCUGGACAAGCCUCUCAGCCUCUGGAGGCCCUGGGAUAGCCACCUGCCAUGUUGGGGUGAGGUGAGACAGGAUGAUUUCUCAGCCUUCACAGCACCCCCACAUCUUGUGAAGCUCAAGUUCCCCUUCCAGGCCUGGCCACAGCUGUCACACAGGGUUUCCUGUUGGGGCAUUGU
Messenger RNA from Artibeus jamaicensis (Jamaican fruit-eating bat), 2510 nucleotides. Its product is annotated as sialic acid-binding Ig-like lectin 5. NCBI's taxonomy places the organism in Eukaryota, Metazoa, Chordata, Mammalia, Chiroptera, Phyllostomidae. Gene Ontology annotation, molecular function: sialic acid binding. The record is from RefSeq and is a predicted model, not a curated record. Bases 70 to 1734 code for a protein of 554 amino acids. Gene Ontology annotation, biological process: cell adhesion. Gene Ontology annotation, cellular component: plasma membrane. The transcript is spliced from 9 exons.